AUGGGCUCCGACGUGCGAGAUCUCAACGCCCUGCUCCCCUCUGUGCCCUCCCUGCCGGGCAACAGCAACUGCACCAUGCCGGUGAGCAGCGCCGCGCAGUGGGCGCCGGUCCUGGACUUCCCCCCGGGGGCGUCCUACGGCUCGCUGGCCCCGCACUCCUUCAUCAAGCAGGAGCCCAGCUGGAACGCCUCGGACCCGCACGAGGAGCAGUGCCUGAGCGCCUUCACCGUCCACUUCUCCGGCCAGUUCACCGGCACCGCCGGCGCCUGCCGCUACGGACCCUUCGGAGCCCCCCCGCCCAGCCAGGCGCCCUCUAGCCAGGCUCGGAUGUUUCCCAACGGCCCCUAUCUGCCCAACUGCUUGGAGAGCCAGCAAGCCAUCCGCAACCAGGGUUACAGCACAGUGGCGUUUGAUGGGACUCCGAGUUACGGCCACACUCCCUCUCACCACGCAGCGCAGUUUACAAACCACUCCUUCAAACAUGAGGACCCCAUCAGUCAACAGACCUCGCUAGGAGAUCAACAGUACUCGGUACCUCCACCAGUGUACGGCUGUCACACCCCCACAGACAGCUGCGCAGGCAGCCAGGCCCUGCUCCUGAGGACCCCGUAUAACAGUGACAAUUUAUACCAAAUGACCUCACAGCUUGAAUGCAUGACAUGGAAUCAAAUGAACUUGGGAUCUACAUUAAAGGGCCAUGCAACAGGAUAUGAGAGUGACAACCACACUGGUCCUAUGUUAUACAGCUGUGGGGCCCAAUAUAGAAUACACACCCAUGGAGUCUUUAGAGGAAUACAAGAUGUUCGGCGAGUGCCAGGAGUCGCUCCAACUAUUGUCCGAUCAGCUAGUGAGACGAAUGAAAAACGUCCCUUCAUGUGUGCGUACCCUGGUUGUAACAAACGAUACUUUAAGCUGUCCCAUUUACAGAUGCACAGCAGAAAGCACACCGGUGAGAAACCAUACCAAUGCGACUUUAAGGACUGUGAGCGAAGGUUCUCUCGUUCAGACCAACUCAAACGACACCAAAGACGACACACAGGAGUGAAACCCUUCCAGUGUAAAACCUGUCAGAGAAAGUUUUCCAGAUCUGAUCAUCUGAAGACUCAUACCAGGACUCAUACAGGUAAAACAAGUGAAAAACCAUUCAGCUGUAGAUGGCCCAGCUGUCAAAAAAAAUUUGCCAGAUCUGAUGAAUUAGUCCGUCAUCACAACAUGCACCAGAGGAACAUGACUAAACUUCAGUUGGCCCUUUAGACAAUUCAAACAAAUGAAUAAACCAGAUGGGACAAUAUGAACUACUGCAAAAUUUUCCAUCAUCCUUGACCACCUCUUUAGGAAAGCUACGGCUGUCUUCGCUACCCAGUUGAGACAAGUUAACUAAACCGUAGGAUUCUGUUCAGUUUUGUCAUCCAUUUGGACUUUAAAAAAAAAAAAAAUCUCAUUCAAUAUUAAGUGGGUUUUUUUGUAACGUUGUUAUGGAAUUACAAAGACUGUUACAGUUAAAAUAUUACUAUGAACUAUAGUUACUUUUGAUGGGUUUUUCUCUAAAAAGCUUUCAAUUUUUAUUUCUGCUUGAACUUUUCCAGGUGCAAAUUCAUUGUACCUCAUUCAGUCAAACCAUGCGUAGGGCAUGUGUGCAUGUCUGCUAAGAUAAGCUCUGUGCUUACUGCAUAUGUGCAUAUGGUUAAGUUUCCAAUUUCUAAUACAACCACACAUUCCAAAAAAACACCUGAGACAUUUAUGGUAAGCUUUGUACUUCUACUGCCUAAAGGCAAUUUUUAAAAAUGUAAGGUCUGAUUUGAAUUUCAAAAAUCAACUUUAACCCCCCCCCCUCACAGUUUCUGGAGCAGCUAAAGUUAGAUGAAGCAGUACCACUUUGUGCAGAAAAUGAGAAUCUUACAAUUAAGUUAACUUGCUUUUAACAUUAUAGCAUUGAUCCCCCAAAACUGUAUUUUCUCUGUUUAAAUCUU
Messenger RNA from Chelonoidis abingdonii (Abingdon island giant tortoise), 1970 nucleotides. RefSeq names its product WT1 transcription factor (gene WT1). Gene Ontology annotation, cellular component: nucleus. Gene Ontology annotation, biological process: negative regulation of cell population proliferation; regulation of transcription by RNA polymerase II; negative regulation of apoptotic process. Gene Ontology annotation, molecular function: DNA-binding transcription factor activity, RNA polymerase II-specific; RNA polymerase II cis-regulatory region sequence-specific DNA binding. The record is from RefSeq and is a predicted model, not a curated record. Lineage: Eukaryota; Metazoa; Chordata; Testudines; Testudinidae.